Molecule: messenger RNA, 1122 nt
Organism: Aspergillus lentulus
Lineage: Eukaryota; Fungi; Ascomycota; Eurotiomycetes; Eurotiales; Aspergillaceae
Gene: hem13
Product: coproporphyrinogen oxidase
Cellular component (GO): cytoplasm
Molecular function (GO): coproporphyrinogen oxidase activity
Source: RefSeq, a predicted model, not a curated record
AUGACUUGGCAGAUGACCGGCGAAGUGACGGAUCUCGACUCUCCGUCCAUCGUGGAGCUCGAUGAAACCCUAAAGAAACAGUCGACAAUUGGCGAGAACUCGCCUAUGCGUCUACGAAUGGAGAAAUUGAUCAAAGAACAUCAGCAGAAGAUUGUGAAUGAACUCAGUAGGAUAGACGGGAAGAUGUUCAAGACCGAUACCUGGACACGUCCUAAUGGCGGAGGCGGUAUUUCAUGUGUCUUGCAGGAUGGAAAUGUCUUUGAGAAGGCCGGUGUCAAUGUUUCCAUUGUCUACGGUGAAUUACCUCGCCCUGCCAUCGAGAAAAUGCGAGCGGAUCACAAGUCAUUUGUCGGCGCGGACGUUGACUCUCUGAGUUUCUUUGCUGCUGGUCUCUCACUGGUUCUGCACCCCCACAACCCCAUGGCUCCGACAGUGCACCUGAACUACAGAUAUUUCGAGACCUCAGAUCCAAAGGAUCCUAUCCAUGGAGAGAAAAACUGGUGGUUUGGCGGCGGCACAGAUUUGACACCGUCAUACCUCUUCCCUGAAGACGUCAAGCACUUCCAUCAGACCAUCAAGGACGCCUGUGAUAGGCAUGAUGCGACAUACUAUCCCAAAUUCAAAGCAUGGUGUGACAAGUACUUCCACUUGCCUCAUCGCGGCGAGGCUCGUGGUGUUGGCGGUAUCUUCUUUGAUGACCUUGACGCCAGUUUCCUUGAAUCCUCUUCUACUUCUUCCCAGAACCCUCAAGAGACUAUCUUCUCAUUCGUUUCCGAUGCUCUCGCAUCAUUCCUACCCUCCUACGUCCCCAUUAUCGAAAAGCGCAAGGACAUGCCUUUCACUCCUGCCCAGAAGGAAUGGCAACAGCUGCGGCGUGGCCGCUAUGUCGAAUUCAAUCUUGUCUAUGACCGCGGAACAAGCUUCGGUUUACGCACACCCAACGCUCGUGUCGAAAGUAUCUUGAUGAGCUUGCCUCGCACUGCAUCAUGGGCAUAUAUGGACCCAGUAUCCGGAACACGUACCGAGGAUCCCAUGUCAGAAGAGGAAGAACUUCUGACUCAAGAUAAGGCAGCGGAAAAAGAGAUGAUGGAGGUUCUGAGACAUCCCAGGCAAUGGGUUUGA